CGGUGAUAAGCCCGUCUAUGAAACUGCGUCACACUGUCGCAGUGUAAGAGCACGUUUAAUUGUGUGACUUAAAUUUGGCACUAGCUUUAACGCUGGUCUGACUGCACUUUACUUGAUUGAUGGCGUGUCCUGUGAAUCACUCGGUGGAGCUGAACCCGGGCCUCCUCCCUCUCGACUGGCUGCUGGGUACCUGGGAGUGUGAUGAACCAGGGGAGGGCUGCUUUCCCACCAUUAAACCUUUCCGCUACACAGAGACGCUGCACUUCAGCCAUGUGGGGCAACCAGUUAUCAACUUCAUGUUCAAUGCGUUUCAUGCAGAGUCUAAAAAGCCUCUGCACAGAGAGUGUGGUUUCAUUCGAAUGCAGCCGGGGACAAACAGAGUGGCAUUCAUCAUCGCACAGAACUCAGGUCUGGUGGAGAUUGAGGAGGGAGAGCUGACAGGGCAGCAGCUGAACCUGCAGUCCCAGUCUCUAGCCAGAGUCUCUUUUGCCAGGGAGCCUCAUGUACAGCAGAUUUGUCGAGUGUUUCAGCUACGACCUGAUGGGAAGCUGGAACAGACAGUUUCCAUGGCAACAGACAACCAGCCACUGGUGCAGCACUUGCACAUCGUUUACCGCCGGGCAUCUUGACCUAACAGGACACAGGCUUAUUAUAUAUAGAAAUACACUGAUCAGUAAUCACAGCUGCAUCUGAUCAUUAUAUAAACAAAUAUACAGCCAUACAGUGUUAUUCUUUUAUAAUGAUAUAUGGUAAAGGAAUUAUAGAGUCAUGUACCAGGGAAAUAUAAAUAAUGUGAAAAAACUAAGUCAUUAAGUCGAUCUUACAUCACAUUACAUACAGUAAUAUCAGAAUUGUUCAGACACAUGGAGUCUAAGUCAAACAUUAAACAAAAAAAUAAAGAUUCAUAUUGCACUUCCAUUUGGUUGUUACACUUAAGGGCCUCGGUUGGUUAAGGGUGCUUGAGCAAUGUUAUUAUUUAUUGUCAUGAUGUUUAAUCUGUGAGCUGUAAAGCUCUUCAGUGCAGAAUUAAUGGAAAAUACAUACAGUGUCCUUAUUUGUAUAUUUGUCUUUCACUGUGCUAUUAAAAGAAGAUAAGCUAAAGCAGCUGCUGUGCUAGAGUCUGCUCAGUCACAGGGGAUUGUUUUUAUAUUGCAUAAGGGUAUGGUUCAAGACAGAAAAUGUGUCCAUUUAAGGUUACUGUUCCCUUCGUAUGUUUUAAGAUGUCAAAGUUUAGUCUUUUUUUUGAGGGGACAGCUUUGCUGUUAUACAUUAAUGUUUAUAUAUCGGAAAGAUUAAAAUAAACUCACUUGUUUUUGCCUA
Amphiprion ocellaris (clown anemonefish) is the source of this 1320-nucleotide messenger RNA. RefSeq names its product THAP domain containing 4 (gene thap4). The transcript has 5 exons. NCBI's taxonomy places the organism in Eukaryota, Metazoa, Chordata, Actinopteri, Pomacentridae. Bases 120 to 629 code for a protein of 169 amino acids. The record is from RefSeq and is a predicted model, not a curated record.